Oryzias melastigma (Indian medaka) is the source of this 2303-nucleotide messenger RNA. Its product is annotated as transmembrane protein 79. Gene Ontology annotation, cellular component: trans-Golgi network membrane; lysosomal membrane. Bases 587 to 1879 code for a protein of 430 amino acids. The record is from RefSeq and is a predicted model, not a curated record. Lineage: Eukaryota; Metazoa; Chordata; Actinopteri; Beloniformes; Adrianichthyidae. The transcript has 5 exons. Gene Ontology annotation, biological process: regulated exocytosis.
CAGUUACCGUCCCGUGGGUGGGUGUCUCCACGUUCAUUAGAAACAGGUGGAUCCCUGAAUGAAUCCCUGUUUGAGGCCCUGACAGCUGGAGAUAUUUGCGUAAAAGUCCCAGAGCGGUAAACAGCCGCGCUGCGUGCGGAUCAAACUGCUGCUCCAGUUUAAUUUGCGCAUAAAUGUUUCGCGUCCUGUUUGGAUAAAGUCGUGAUUGUUAAUGUUGAGUUGGAAGGUAAACGGAGAGCGCCUCCUCUUCCUCCUCCUGCUGCUGCUGCGCGUCCUCGCCGGCUUUAUUUGCUCCAUAUGGCGUUUGACAUGGUACCCAGGAAGGUGGGGGAAAGCGUGUGGGCGGGGAGAGGAAGGAAAAAAAGCCUCGUAUUUGUCUGUCCUGAAAUUUGAUUCAGAAGUUCAGGAUCCUGGAAGACAAAAAGCGAGCGGAGGGGGAGGGAAGGCAGGCAAAAAAAGCGAGCGGAGGCUGCGAGAGGAGAAGAGAGCACCUCGAUCCUUCCCAGACUGUCACUGAAAUCUGGUUUCCUGAUUUUGGUCUGGUUUUAGUCUGAACUUCUUCCUGCUCCUCUCCGGCGGUGUGACUAUGAGCACCUCGGGGCUUCAGGCCACGAACCGUCAAAAUGCCAAAGAGCUCGACAGCAUGAAGGAGUCCAUCAGCGACAUCAUCAACCAGCUCCAGGACAUCGACCCAGCCAGGCUCUCCUUCUCUCCCUUCCUGGACCUGGACACUCAGAUCUCACUGGCGCCGGUCUCGGACAGCCCCGAGUCGUCGGUGGAGGAGCUGCGCUCGUCCUCCCACUCCGUCUCCGGCUCCCAGCGUUCGCUGGAACAUCCACCAGCGCAGGAUCAGCCAAGGAGUUCAGGUCAGCCGUGCCACCAGCAGCGCAGCAACCCCGUGAACCCCGGAGCUCGUCAGUCGGAAGAGGGGCCGACGGAUCAGCGCCGGUCCAGUCCGGUCCUCACAGCGAUCAGCCUGGAAGCCACUGUAGAAAACUGCACCGGCCCUCAAACGCCGGCCUCCCAGCGAGACAUCCCCAACGGCACAGACCCGCCCAGAUGGAGCCCAGAAUCCAACACUUUGGACUGUACUGUAGACGAGGGUCGACCCCUCAUAAGCCCGCCGCCAGAGAGCGUUGAGCUGGCCGUGUGGCGUUCAGAAGGCCAGGGAGACACGGCGGCGGAGGAGGCUUCGGAUCGGGGACGGUGCUGCUGCCUGUGUACGUGCUGUCAGAAGGGCCGGCUUCCUGCUUUCUUCUCAGCUCUGGCCUCUCUUGUCUGCGCGGCCGGGAUUCUCUACGCGUUCUACUUCUACGUCCCCAUCAGAAUCCCCGACUGCAGCAGCACCGGGAGCCGCAUCGUCUUCGCCUUGUCCUGCUGCGUGGCGGCUUCACUCCCCGUCCUGCUCGCGAUGCUCGGGGCUGCAGCCUGCCAGUUCUGCUCCGGCUCUCUCGGCGUGCAGGAGUCCCUUCCCCGACGGCAGAGGCUUCAACAGCUGUUUAUCACAGCGUCCUUGGAGCUGCUGCUCCUCUACGUGCUCAACCUGAUCCUCAUAGCGUUGUUAGUCCCUCAAGAGCAGCUUAAGGUGGUGCCCAUGCUAGUCGCCAUGUUCAUCAUUGGACGGCUUGUUUACUGGUUCAGCCUGAACACGUGCAGCUCCUGGCGAGGCUUCGGCUCGGGGCUGACCUUUUUCCCGCUCCUCGCCGUAGUCGCUCUCAAUCUGUUCCUGAUGUACCAGCUCUAUCUCAAAGCUUUCCUUUUCGGCUCCCAGGACGUCCUCUAUAAUCAGGUCACCCCUUCCCCCUGGUCGGGGAGCACAUCUCAGAGCCCGAGUGGCAAACCAGACGUCCUUCCCACAGACAUCCUGGAUGCUCAGUGAGGAGCUGCGCUUUCUUCUCUAAGAGGAGGCCAUAUUUUUCCAAAAUAGGCCAUUCCUGUGGUCUGCAAUUCAGCACAGCUCCACCCGCUGCCACUAUAACCUCCAACUGUGUAUAGGCUUAACUUGUGUUUAUGCUCCUCCCGAGCGCAGCCUUUUUAUGUGGAUUCGUGCUAUAUUAUCUGCCAUGCUAGAGCUCAGCCCUGCCAGUGGCCGAGGAGGCCUUUGAACAAUGCUGUAGUCAUAAAACAGUUGUCCUUUUUAAGCCACUGCAGUGCCUGUCUUUAAUGAUUGGAACUCUGUACUUAAAGUUCAUACAGCAUGAAGCUGCUUUUGCUACUGCAGCUGCAGUUCACAAAUGUCAAAUAUGUCAGAAAACUUUGUAAAUGUCCAAGACAAUUAAAAAAAACAGAGAUUAAAACAAAAA